UACAUUGCAUACGGCAGCGUGUUCAUGCCAACGGUUUUUGGCAUUAUCUGCUUGCUGGGCAUAAUAGGGAACGUGAUAGUCAUCUUCACCGUGUUCAGUAAGUCAAAGUUCAGGUGUAGAAGCAGCGUCCCCGACAUAUUCAUCGUUAAUUUAUCGGUUGUGGACCUGCUUUUCCUGCUAGGGAUGCCAUUCCUCAUUCACCAGCUGCUGGGUAACGGAGUGUGGCACUUUGGAGAGACUGUGUGCACGAUCAUUACAGCCCUAGACACCAACAGUCAGUUUACCAGCACCUACAUCCUGACUGCCAUGACACUUGACAGGUACCUAGCGACUGUCUACCCCCUCGCCUCUGCGCGGUUCAGAAGACCCGCUGUUGCCGUUCUAAUAAUUAGCAUCCUCUGGGUCAUGUCGUUCCUCAGCAUCACUCCCGUUUGGAUGUACGCCCGGCUGAUUCCUUUGCCCGGUGGAGUGUUAGGUUGCGGGAUUCGCUUGCCGAACCCGGAGAUAGAUAUCUACUGGUACACGUUAUACCAGUUCUUCAUCGCCUUUGCCAUACCUUUCACAGUUAUCUCAGUGGCUUACUGGAGGAUUUUGCUCAGAAUGACCUCCUCGGAGGCUCUAACUACGCAGAGAAGUGCCAGGAUAAAGACUAAAAAAGUGACCAGGAUAGCAAUCACUAUCUGUCUAGUUUUCUUCUGUUGUUGGGCUCCCUUCUAUAUGUUGCAAUUGAUUCAGCUGGCGGUAGAUCAGCCGACGCUAUCAUUCUAUUAUGCCUACAAGGUUGCUAUCAGCCUGGGCUACGCAAACAGCUGCCUAAACCCGUUUAUUUACAUUGUGCUGUGUGAAACCUUUAGGAGGAGAUUCAUAGUGUCGGUCAGACCCGCUGAAGACGCGCAAAGCCCCGCCAGGAGCAGACGGAAUCCCAGAAAAACGGAUCACCAUUCUGAGCAACAGCAGUUACCGUUGGUUUCGGUUCCCGGGAGAUAGAUUGUCCGAUUGCAGUUGUUUUCCCUCAAAGAUUUCAUAACAUGUUGUUUUCAUGAACGAAAACCAGCACUUACGUCUUUGCCAUUGCAUAAAACUGUCUUAUCCUAGGUAAUGAAUUUGUAGUUUUUGGUGUGAUUGAGUGUGUCGAUUCAGGUAAAGAGUGAUGUUAAAAUGUACAGAUGUGUUGUCGUUAGUUCCUACUCGUAGUUUUUUGUAAAGUUUAUGCACGUAUUUAAAACUUAGAAAAUAGAUGGUUAACAAUAAUGAAUUGUGAUACUAGAAUUUCCAUAUCAUACACUGUUCCCAAUGACAACAGAACUAGAAUCAGCACCUUGGACAGUGCUUAUCUCAAACGGUCUGAUAAAUCUUCAUAACGCUCAUUCAAUGCUUGAUUACAAUCAAACCGGGUGCCAUUGGACAUUUCACUAAGCACCUUCUGAAAAAAACAACAACUUUGUUUUAAUCAUGA
This is a messenger RNA of Polyodon spathula (Mississippi paddlefish), 1456 nucleotides long. Its product is annotated as melanin-concentrating hormone receptor 1-like. Gene Ontology annotation, biological process: neuropeptide signaling pathway. Bases 25 to 987 code for a protein of 320 amino acids. The record is from RefSeq and is a predicted model, not a curated record. Gene Ontology annotation, cellular component: membrane; neuron projection. Gene Ontology annotation, molecular function: melanin-concentrating hormone receptor activity; neuropeptide binding. Lineage: Eukaryota; Metazoa; Chordata; Actinopteri; Acipenseriformes; Polyodontidae. The transcript has a single exon.